Molecule: messenger RNA, 1472 nt
Organism: Juglans microcarpa x Juglans regia
Lineage: Eukaryota; Viridiplantae; Streptophyta; Magnoliopsida; Fagales; Juglandaceae
Product: lipid phosphate phosphatase delta-like
Exons: 8
Coding region: 151-1365 (404 amino acids)
Cellular component (GO): endoplasmic reticulum membrane
Molecular function (GO): sphingosine-1-phosphate phosphatase activity
Source: RefSeq, a predicted model, not a curated record
AUAAAGACCAACGUCCAAGUCUCGGAGUCCUGCCUCUAGUUUUCCGUUUUUUAUUUAUUUUUCUUUCUUUGUUUUCUGCGUCUCUCAUUGUUUCUCUUCUACAAUCCCUCUUGAAAAAGAGGGUAAUCAGAGAGAUACAGAGAGAGAAACAUGGAAAGCAUAGCAGCAUGGCAAGGAGCGACUCUGUGUGGAAUCGUGGCAUGGAUUGUGAUGGCUUCACACCUCAAUGUAACCCGCAAGCUUAGAUCUUUCUUCCAACCAUGGGUGGCUCGCCAUGUUAUCAACGGGACCCCUCUCCUCCUUCAGAUCCAGAAAUAUGAGCAUAGGUUUCUGGAUGCUCUGUUCUCUGGGUUGUCCUGUGUCGUGUCUGUGCCCUUUUACACUGCCUUUCUUCCUCUGCUCUUCUGGAGCGGGCAUGGCAGAUUGGCGAGGCAAAUGACCCUUUUGAUGGCCUUUUGUGAUUAUUUAGGGAAUUGUGUGAAGGAUGUGGUAUCAGCUCCAAGACCCAGUUCACCACCUGUUAGGAGAAUAACUGCCACGAAAGACGAGGAAGAUAACGCAAUGGAAUAUGGAUUACCCUCUUCUCACACUCUUAACACGGUUUGCUUAUCUGGAUACCUUUUGCACUAUCUCUUGUCUUAUCCUCAGUAUGAAGAUCCCUCCAUCAAAUGUUUUGGGCUUGCCCUAGUUUGCUUGGUUGUGGGCCUUAUUGGUUUGGGAAGAAUUUACCUCGGCAUGCACAGUUUGGUCGAUGUCAUUGCUGGUCUCACCAUUGGACUGAUGAUCCUUGCAUUCUGGCUUACAGUUCAUGAAUAUGUUGACUUUUUUAUAGUCUCAGGACCAAAUGUUACGUCAUUUUCGGCCGCCCUAGGCCUCUUGUUGCUGUUUGCUUAUCCAACCCCUGAGCUUCCAACACCAAGCUUUGAGUACCACGCAGCCUUCAAUGGUGUAGCAUUUGGAAUCGUAGCCGGGAUCCAGCAAACAUACCAUCAGUUUCACCAUGAAGGAGUUCCACGUAUAUUUACCUCACAACUCUCAAUCCCGACGUUUGUGGGAAGAAUGCUGCUUGGGAUACCAACGAUACUAAUUGUGAAGUUCUGUAGCAAGGCUCUCGCAAAACGGAUUCUUCCUGUUGUAUCCAACACAUUGGGCAUCCCAAUUAAAUCAACCAGCUAUAUCCCAAAUCUAAAUGGAAAUGGGAAAAAAUCAGACGAGGUUAAACAAUCUGGUUAUAUCCAAAAGCUGUUCUUUUUCAACCGAACGGCUUUUGAUGUUGAUACAGGUAUAAGGUUCCUCCAAUAUGCAGGUCUUGCAUGGUCGGUGGUGGAUCUUGUCCCUUCCCUCUUCUCUCAUGUGAGCUUAUGAUGCUUGGUUUUCUCUGUAAAAAUAUGAUUAGUACGUCACUUGUAAGAAUAUGUCAUACGCUCAUUUUGUAUAUCAACCUUUACUAAGAGAACAAUCCAUUUUUCCCA